Molecule: messenger RNA, 1618 nt
Organism: Drosophila takahashii
Lineage: Eukaryota; Metazoa; Arthropoda; Insecta; Diptera; Drosophilidae
Gene: zpg
Product: zero population growth
Biological process (GO): phototransduction
Cellular component (GO): gap junction; plasma membrane
Molecular function (GO): gap junction channel activity
Source: RefSeq, a predicted model, not a curated record
AAAGAGACAACAGCAGUGCACAUCAACCGUUAGAAUGCCGCGUGCUUUUGGAAUUAUUUAGUUUUCUUCGAAUUACAAGCUUCAUUUAAAAUCUGUGUUUUAAGCCCACAAGUGAUUAAAAUAAACACGCCAAAAUGUACACAGCUGUCAAACCGCUCUCCAAGUAUCUGCAGUUCAAGUCAGUGCACAUCUACGAUGCCAUUUUCACGCUGCACUCGAAAGUGACGGUGGCUUUGCUGCUGGCCUGCACUUUUCUGCUCUCCUCGAAACAAUAUUUCGGGGAUCCCAUCCAGUGUUUGGGCCACACGGACAUGGACUUUGUGCACGCCUUCUGCUGGAUUUACGGUGCCUAUGUGCAUGGCAACGAGACCGCGGAGCCCCUGGCCAACGGCGGAGCGCAGUGCCGACCAGAUACCAUGGGUACUAUUGCAAUGGAGAAACGCCGCUACAUCAUCUACUAUCAGUGGGUCGUUCUCGUCUUGCUCUUAGAGUCCUUCGUCUUCUACUUGCCCGCCUUCCUCUGGAAGAUCUGGGAGGGCGGCAGGCUGAAGCAUCUGUGCGAUGACUUCCACAAAAUGGUUUGCAAGGACAAGAGCAGGACCCAUCUCCGUGUGCUGGUCAAGUACUUCUCCAGCGACUACAAGGAGACCCACUUCCGCUACUUCGUCAGCUAUGUCUUCUGCGAGGUCCUCAAUCUGACCAUCAGUAUUCUGAACUUUGUUCUCCUGGACUUAUUUUUCGGCGGUUUCUGGGCCCGCUACUGGGACGCCUUGCUGGCACUUUCUGAUGGCGAUUUCAACAGUUGGAACAGUAUCACAAUGCAGGUCUUCCCCAAGUGUGCCAAGUGCGAAGUGUACAAGGGCGGUCCCAGCGGCUCGCCAAACAUAUACGACCACCUGUGCCUGCUGCCUCUGAACAUACUGAACGAGAAGAUAUUCGCCUUCCUGUGGGUAUGGUUUAUUCUGGUGGCUUGUCUGGUUAGCCUGAAGUUCCUUUACCGUCUGGCCACCGUGUUGUAUCCCGGAAUGCGACUGCAAUUGCUGCGGGCCCGAGCUCGUUUCAUGCCAAAGUCGCACUUGCAGGUGGCUCUGCGCAACUGCAGCUUUGGCGAUUGGUUCGUUCUGAUGCGCGUGGGCAACAACAUUAGCCCCGAACUAUUCCGCAAGUUGCUGGAGGAGCUUUACGAAGAACAGUCCUUGACCAAGAAAAUUCCGACCGGAACGGAUGACAUAUAAAAAUUCUCAACAUGGACACUUCAUUCAAUCUCAAGUUAGUAAACUAAGCUUUCUUCUUUUCUGAAACACAUCUAUAGUAGAAGACUAAGAUGACACAUUUUCAUUCCUAUUCAUAUUACCCAUUGAUAUGUAUAUAUUAUCGAACAAAUUAAUUGUUAACUAAUCUAAACCUCAAGCUAAGCGAAAUAUAGCUUUUUCAGUUUCUCAUAUCUACCUAUAUUUCUUACUUCUCAGAAAAUUUGUUGACAACUUUUCAAUAUUUAAUUAAUUGAUUUCGGUUGAAAAUUGUAUUUUCCGCUAAUGAAUCUCUGUAUGUUUAAACUUAAAGGAAUUUUUGUUAAUUUCACGCAACAAUUAAAGGUAAACUGAUUGGUAAAUAACAA